AUAGGCUGUAAUACUUGGGCUUCUUCCUUUUUCAGAUGGUCGAGUCAAAUGAAGAUAUAGACCAAAUGUUCAGCACUUUGCUGGGAGAGAUGGCUCUUCUGACCCAGGAUUUAGGAGUUGACACUCUUCCUCCUCCUGAUCCGAAACCACCCAGAGCUGAAUUUAAUUACAGUGUGGGUUUUAAAGAUUUAAAUGAGUCUUUAAACGCACUGGAAGACCAAGAUUUAGAUGCUCUCAUGGCAGAUCUGGUUGCUGACAUAAGUGAAGCUGAACAGAGGACAAUCCAGGCGCAAAAAGAGUCUUCUCAGAACCAACAGCAUUCAGUAUCUCUGGAGGCAUCAAAUUCCAGGGCUACAGCCUCUCUUGGUUACGGAGCAAAUGCCGCCGCAACCCGCAUUAACCAGUACGAGGACGACUUACCACCUCCACCACCAGACCCUGUGUUAGACCUCCCACUACCCCCACCACCUCCAGAACCUCUCUCUCAGGAAGAAGAAGAAGCCCAAGCGAAGGCUGAUAAAAUUAAGCUGGCAUUGGAAAAACUGAAGGAGGCCAAGGUGAAGAAGCUCGUCGUCAAGGUGCACAUGAACGACAACAGCACGAAGUCACUGAUGGUGGACGAGCGGCAGCUGGCCCGAGAUGUGCUGGACAACCUGUUUGAGAAAACGCACUGUGACUGCAACGUAGACUGGUGUCUUUAUGAAAUAUACCCAGAGCUACAGAUUGAGAGAUUUUUUGAAGACCAUGAAAAUGUUGUUGAAAUAUUAUCAGACUGGACAAGAGACACAGAGAAUAAAGUACUAUUUUUGGAGAAAGAAGAAAAAUAUGCAGUGUUUAAAAACCCCCAGAAUUUCUACUUAGAUAACAAAGGAAAACGAGAAGGCAAGGAAACCACUGAGAAAAUGAAUGCUAAGAACAAAGAAUCCUUACUUGAGGAAAGUUUCUGUGGGACAUCUAUUAUUGUACCAGAACUUGAAGGAGCUCUUUACUUAAAAGAAGAUGGAAAGAAAUCCUGGAAAAGGCGCUAUUUUCUUUUACGGGCUUCUGGAAUUUACUAUGUACCCAAAGGAAAGACUAAGACAUCUCGAGAUCUGGCAUGUUUCAUACAGUUUGAAAAUGUCAACAUUUACUAUGGGAUUCAGUGUAAAAUGAAAUACAAAGCACCCACUGACUACUGCUUUGUUUUAAAGCAUCCCCAAAUUCAGAAGGAGUCCCAGUAUAUCAAGUAUCUCUGCUGUGAUGAUGCAAGAACCCUCAACCAGUGGGUCAUGGGAAUCAGGAUCGCCAAGUAUGGAAAGACUCUCUACGAUAACUACCAGCGGGCCGUGGCAAGGGCUGGGCUUGCCUCUCGGUGGACAAACCUGGGCCCUGUCAACACAACUGCAUCAGCUCAGCCAUCUACAGGACUUAAGACAGGCGGCGCCCAGCCCAACGGUCAGAUUCCGCAGGAGGCACACUCUGCCGGGGUCGUCCUCCAAGAGGCUCAGAGACACGUCGACACAACUAAGGUUUCCAUGAACUUCUUGAAGACACCACCACAACCUAUUCUAGACCCCCUCCCAUCACCUUGCAGUAGCAGCACCUGCAACGCCGACUCUUGCCAAGACAAUUACGCAGGCAUUCAGCCUUGGUUACGUCUCUGGCCUGGAACGUUAGGCAAGAUUAAGGCUAUAAACCAGGCCCACACCAUUUCCCCUGAAGCUGUUAUGCUAGAAGGUGCAAGGUUUGUAAUGCUUACCCCUAGAAAACCACAGUCCUGGGAAAAGACACCUUUGUUCCAGAAGCUAAGGCAAGGAGGCCCUGAGCAGGGGCAGGCGGAGCAGUUCUUGGCCAGGGAAGAUAUGCCUCAGCUAGGACAAAGAUCACCUGGAUCCGGACAGCAUCUUCUCACCCCGGUUCCCUCGUCCAUUCUCUUGGUCCUAAGCAAAGUCAGACACCUAGGGGGGAUGGAGGAGGCCUGGCGAAGUUUUGGGAAACCCCUUAACCACCUCUGUGCCAUCACGGGUGUGGUACGGGAGCAAAAUAAUUGUACACACACCUGCCCCCGACAACUGAGCUUCCAGCAGCUCCUUCAGACCCAGACGAACGCAUUCUGCGUCUGUGGGUGCCAAGGCCCCCUGGCACUUGGGGAGCCAGGGACUGCGCGGGGCCAUUUGGCUUCCAUGCUGAGUUGCCUUGAGCUGAGCGGAGCUGACAGAGACAGAGGCGACCCCCAAGGGGCCACACCAGCAGCGCCCUUUCAGAGACACGCGGUUCCGAGGAGACACCUGUGUGGUCCAAACGCAACAAGCACCCGGUCGAUCGAUCGUGUGGCCAAGGCCUCCAUAUGCGCAGGUGACAGUAGCGGGACAAGAUUGCCGCCCCCGCCGCCGCCUCCGCCCGCGCUCGCCCCGGAAACCCCCAGACCCCCUCCCACGGCCGCCAAAAGGCCUCCCAUGCCCCCCAAGAGGCAAGAGAACCCGGGACCCCCCAGCGGGGGAGGCGGCGGCGAGCAAGAUUUCAUGUCAGACCUCAUGAAAGCUUUGCAGAAGAAGAGAGGCAACAUGGCCUAAGGAGAUUGCCCGGUGAGCUUUCCUAACUUCGGGGGCACGUUCGGCUGCUGUCCUGCCAUGCCAUCUCCCCAACAUUGUAGCUGAAAUGUUGACGUGUCCAGGCUAGAAAUGAUGUAAAACCUUCUGUGUGGCACAAGCGCGUGCGUAACUAUUCACCUUAGGCAGAUUUAGUCUCUGCCCCAAUGUACAUAGCUCCUGUGUAUUGUCACGUCCGCGCAUUUGUCUUCUUUACUAGGAUCACGAAAAUGAUGAUUUAUGUCCAUUUGUUUUAUGUUCAGAACCAUCAAAUUAAUAAAAGUUCACUUUUUUCCCCUGGA
Tupaia belangeri chinensis (Chinese tree shrew) is the source of this 2869-nucleotide messenger RNA. RefSeq names its product amyloid beta precursor protein binding family B member 1 interacting protein (gene APBB1IP). Gene Ontology annotation, biological process: signal transduction. Gene Ontology annotation, cellular component: cytosol; plasma membrane. Lineage: Eukaryota; Metazoa; Chordata; Mammalia; Scandentia; Tupaiidae. Bases 36 to 2552 code for a protein of 838 amino acids. The record is from RefSeq and is a predicted model, not a curated record. The transcript has 17 exons.